Molecule: messenger RNA, 2519 nt
Organism: Syngnathoides biaculeatus (alligator pipefish)
Lineage: Eukaryota; Metazoa; Chordata; Actinopteri; Syngnathiformes; Syngnathidae
Gene: chp1
Product: calcineurin-like EF-hand protein 1
Exons: 8
Coding region: 293-880 (195 amino acids)
Molecular function (GO): calcium ion binding
Source: RefSeq, a predicted model, not a curated record
CCCAUCAUCAUAGCCCCCGCCCACUCGAUGAAGACGGAAGAUAAAAGGACCGAAACUCCUCCGAGAACGUCAGGCGAAAACGCCGCAGAGCGUACAUUUAAAUUAACUCCCCGAAACAAAUGACUUCCUAGAGUUACACACGGAGCGGACUUAAAAGUUGUCUUUAAACUUCCCCCAAGUGACGCCUUUGCCUUCCUCGCGGUGGAGCGUGCGAGCUAGACCGCUGUUGUGCUAGCUGGUCAAGAGAAGGCGGCUCGGUUCUGUGUGCUGGUUCCGAGCCUCCAACAUCGUCAUGGGAUCCCGGGCGUCUACGUUACUCCGCGAGGAGGAAAUUGAGGAAAUCAAGAAAGAAACCGGCUUCUCUCACAGCCAGAUCACUCGUCUGUACAGCCGCUUCACCAGCCUGGAUAAAGGGGAGAACGGCACCCUCAGUCGAGAAGACUUCCAGAGGAUUCCGGAGUUGGCCAUCAACCCUCUGGGUGACCGGAUCAUCAAUGCUUUCUUCCCAGAAGGGGAGGACCAGGUGAACUUCCGAGGCUUCAUGCGCACGCUGGCCCACUUCCGGCCCAUCGAGGACAGCGAGAAGAACAAGAACGCAAACGUCAGCGAGCCGCUCAACAGCAGGACCAACAAGCUGCUGUUUGCUUUCCGUCUUUACGACCUGGACAGAGACGACAAGAUCUCGCGGGAUGAGCUGCUGCAGGUGUUAAGGAUGAUGGUGGGCGUGAACAUCUCCGACGAGCAGCUUGGAAGCAUCGCAGACCGAACCAUCCAAGAGGCCGACACCAACGGCGACAGCUCCAUUUCCUUCAACGAAUUCAUCAAGGUGCUGGAGAAGGUGGACGUGGAGCAGAAAAUGAGCAUCCGCUUCCUGCACUGAUUACUUUUUUUUUUUUUUUUUUUUAAUGUAUAUAUUAGAAAAUCACCACAUCCGGACAUUUUUUUGUGUGUUUGUUUCUUCCCCUCCCCUGGUUUCAUAAGAGCAGGCGAUUGUGGUCCUCGCCUCUUGGAGAAAGUUGCUCUCCCGUGUUUUAAAAAAAAAAAAAAAAAAAUGCCUAGCAAACGUUUUUGUGCUGCCACACAUGUGCCUUGCUUUGCCCCCCCCCCCCCCCCCCAUGUUUUGAUUUGCAAUUCCUUCCUUCACGGUACGUUUGAGGACCACAGUCGCUGCUGUUGUUCACACGCUACAAUUAGUCGGACGAAAGGAAAAGUGAGCGGUUUUUUUUUUUAAUGCGCCGUAUUAAAGGAGAUGUAUUUUCCCCCCCCCCCCACCUCCAAUUACUUAAUCUUUCUAUUUUUGGACCUCGCUUUCUUCAAAAUCCCCCGAGGAUCAAGCAUGAACAACAUCUUUUUGCCGGGUAUUUCUUGCCAGGGUGAAAUUGACCCGUUUCGGGGGCAAAUGUACAACGUGCCCAUUGCGUCAUCGCUGGAAAUGCAGCGUUGUCACCAAAUUGCACCACAAAAGCGCAAAAAAUUAUCUCGUGAUUUCAUCUUAUUUGUGAUAUACCUUCUAUAAUUAUAAUUAUAUUGUAUAUUAUAUAAUUACAUUGUGUAUAUAUUAUAAAAUAAUACAAAUAUAAUUUAUAUAAAUAUACCUUAUUAAUGUACCUUACCAUACCUAGUUUAUGACAGUUUUGAUUUUUUUUUCCAGGUUUUCAGUCAGUCAUUAUUUAAAAGAAAAUCUUUUUCAAGUACCAUACCAGUUUCAUUGGCAUAUUUUGUUUUUGUUUUUUUUUGGUCACUUAUCUUAAGGACAAAAUGUGUUUGAGGACAGAUUAUUUUGUUUUAAUAACAAAAAAAAUCACCCAAUGGAACUGUUAUAAAUUGACUUGAUAAAAGAUUUUAAAGUCUUUUUGUCUUGCUGAAAAUUUAGGGGAAAAAAUAAAAUGGUCUUAAAAUGAGUACACACUAGAAAUAAAAUAAUUUCAUCAGGUGGGGUUUUGCGAUUUUAUUUUUUUUUUUUUUGGAGUGCAACAAAUGUGCAGUGGGGGUACUCGACGUGGCCAAAUGCGAAUCCCUCCACCCUCACCGAACGCAAUUGUGACAAUUUUGCCAGAAGCUCAUUGCGGAGGUCUGCUUACCUUUCUGGCUUUGACAUGAUUAGUGAUUCGGCCUAAGUGGUUCUUUCCCGCAGGAACUUUGGCCUGCCUCUCUGUCAUUUAGUUUUAUUUUUAAUUUUUUUUUGAAAGAAGAAAAAAGACGGCGGUGCUUAUUGUGUUUGCUCGACUUUUACGUGACAGCGAACUACAGAACUGCCAAUCACGUGAAAUAACUCGCUUCGCUGGUUGUGCUCAGAAGGAACAUUUUAGUACUGAUGUGACGGGAUACUAAAAUGUGGACCGGCAAAAGGUAACGUAGCGAGCUACGUGGAAUAUGUUUUUAUUUAAAGCAGUCUGUGUAUUUGAACAGGUAUAAAUGUUCGUGAUGCAUUUGACUCUAACCGUGCCACUAAUUCUAUGUGCUAAAAUCAAUCAAAUGCUAUAUUAUUUGUGUAGAGCCUAAUAAAAGAAAGGAAAUCA